Salvia splendens (bonfire salvia) is the source of this 734-nucleotide messenger RNA. RefSeq lists its product as uncharacterized. Bases 194 to 685 code for a protein of 163 amino acids. The record is from RefSeq and is a predicted model, not a curated record. The transcript is spliced from 5 exons. Lineage: Eukaryota; Viridiplantae; Streptophyta; Magnoliopsida; Lamiales; Lamiaceae.
AUUCGUUCAUUUUUUACAGUAGUUAUAGAGCCAAUGGCUGGACCAUUUGCUGAGUUUCUGGAAUUCUUACUUCCUCUUUGGAGUGUGUUCGGCUGUUUUCAGUCGUGUGGAUGGUGACCGAGACUUGUUUCGCAAUGGUAGGAGACCUAAUAGAGAUUUUAGUGCUGCCAUUGUGGUUUAUCUUGUCUCUUGUAUGGAAUAUUGCAAUAUCGGUUAUAUGUCCCAUGGCAUAUUCUGGAUACUGUUUGAGUUCCUUUAUGCUCCAAUUCGACUCGUCCUAGGAUUCUGUAGCCUCGUGGCGUACUCAUGCACACUUGUGUAUGAAAUGGUUGGAGAUUUAUUGCUGUUCGCUGGCAGCCUAGUUAGUUUUACCAGGGAUGUCGAAUCAACAGUGAGCUCGUAUGAGGUUUCAAUCUGGCGCUCUCUGUGGAACGACCUUUUCUCUCAGAUUUUCCGUGCUCUCCGAAGUAUCCUCAACGGUCUUGUGGCUUUCUUCAUGGCAUGCAAUAGACACCGGCUGAGCACGUAUAAUCAUAUGAAGGAGUUAUACCACAGAUCGUCUCAUAAACCCAGGAGAGCGAGUGCUCAAAAAGUCGAUCAAGAUACGCAUACUUCUGCAACACGUUUAUCUCCAAGAGUUGGGAAGAGUCCCAUCACCAGUUCAUGCCCCGGAAUGGUUAGAUGAUGUUGACCCGUACCAUAUACAGCAACAUUCAAUGUGUAAUAUACUAAUA